AGUGGAGCAUUCCCCUUGUUGAGAGCAGACGUUUUUAGUUCUGAGCAUCACUUUUCCAUUUUACAAUAAUGUCAGGAGCAAUCAUAGAGAGCAUGAGCACUAAAAAACUCAUUUUAAUGGGUUUUUGUAUUCUGGGCUUUCAGCUUCUAUCUAUCAUGGUUGGAGCAUUUAUUGCUCCCACUCCCACCACUGCCAUCCGCUACUUAGCCACUAAAUGCAUUAACGGUCACAGGACUCGUGGGUGGCUCAUGCCCUGGGGAUCAAACCGGUGCCAUCAGAUCCGUAGCUUUGAUGAACCUCUUGCAAAAACCCUGGACGCCAAUGACAUUGUCUUUGCUGUGCACAUCCCCCUCCCCGACAAGGAGAUGAGCCCCCUGUUCCAGUACAUGCUGGCUGUUCUGCAGUUUGACAUUGCAUUCAAAAUGAUCAAUCAGAUCGAAGAUGGUGUUAGCAUCACUAUUGAAGCUUCUCUGGCGUACAGGGAUGAUUUAAUGUCUGAGUGGACUACAAAAUUUCACUCAGUGGAACAAAGACCACUCAGGUGCAUAUUUGCUGUCCCUAAGACGUAUGAAAACGAAGGCCGCUUUUACCACUGUGAGCCUAUAUCAUUAAUGGAACUGGGAACCAUGGCCCACAAGUAUUUUCUAAUUAACAUACGCUUGCCAGUAAAUGACACAGUGAAUGUGGGCAUCGGGGAGAUUAAGGACAUCCAUAUAGUGAGUAUCCACCAGAAUGGAGGCUUCACUAAGGUGUGGAUCACUAUGAAGACGGUGUUCUGUCCCUGGAUAUUUGUGGCUAUAGUUUGGUACUGGCAACGAAUCCAUCUUAUGGCGAGAUCACCAGUCCUUUUGGAAAAGGCUAUUUUUGCUCUGGGUAUCUCUAUGAUGUUCCUGAACGUACCAGUGGAGUGGCUCUCCCUGGGCUGUGAGUGGACGUGGAUGCUGCUGUUUGAGGAUGUCCAGCAGGGCAUCUUCUAUUCCACACUUUUUUGCUUCUGGAUCAUCUUCUGUGGUGAACACCUGAUGGAUCAGAGUCAGAGGAAUCAGCUGUCAGUGUACUGGUGGCAAAUCAGCCUGGUGCUGUUCGGCUCAUCUAUCCUCCUUAUUUUUGAUCUGAGUGAAAGGGGUAUGCAUCUGAACAACCCUUUCCACAGUGUUUGGGCAUCCGAAAUUGGGACAAAUCUUGCUAUUACCUUCAUUGUGAUGGCAGGCAUUUGUGUUUGUCUUUAUUUCCUAUCCCUGUGCAGUAUGGUGCGUUGUGUGUUCAGGAAUAUUGAAGGAAAAUUACAGCAUUUUUCUGCAAUACCAGAAGCAAGAAGACUACGCUAUAAGGGUGUAAUCUUCCGGUUCAAGUUUUUGAUGCUGGCAACUCUUUCAUGUGCUGCCAUGACCGUGAUAUUCUUCAUCUUAAAUCAAGUGAGUGAAGGGCACUUACACACCGGUGACUAUACACUUCAAGUCCACAGUGCCUUUCUCACAGGAGUUUAUGGCAUGUGGAACCUGUAUGUGUUCUCCAUUAUGUUCCUCUAUGCCCCUUCCCACAAGCAUAGAAGCAAAAGGUCAGGAGAAACAGAUAUAUUUCGGAAGGCAGAGAACCAGAGGACUCAGCUGAUGAGUGGUGAACAAGGACCAACAGAGAUCUACAGGAUCGCAGGAAAAGUGGCUGAGGAGUAGUUGAUUUUGUUGCUUUUGUUGUGUCUGUGUUUUGUUUGUUUUUUACUUUGUAUUUCUAUUUUUGAUCCUAUCACUGUAACUUGAGGCAUGAGACUUGUAUAUAUUUUAGAACUCUGGGGAAUUAUAAAAAUGUUUGUAUAACUCACAUCAUAGAAUCCAUGUAUAAAACUAAUACUACACCAGUCAGCCUUAACAUAAUGACCAAUGACAGGAGAAGUGGUAAUAAUAUUGAUUAUUUUAUUACGGUGGUUCCUUUCACUGGGUUGGAUAUAUUAGGCAGCAAGUGAAAUUUAGUCCAUGAA
This is a messenger RNA of Sphaeramia orbicularis (orbiculate cardinalfish), 1975 nucleotides long. RefSeq names its product protein wntless homolog. The coding region runs from base 69 to 1673 and encodes 534 amino acids. The record is from RefSeq and is a predicted model, not a curated record. Gene Ontology annotation, molecular function: Wnt-protein binding. The transcript has 12 exons. Gene Ontology annotation, biological process: Wnt protein secretion; Wnt signaling pathway; intracellular protein transport. Gene Ontology annotation, cellular component: endomembrane system; organelle membrane. Lineage: Eukaryota; Metazoa; Chordata; Actinopteri; Kurtiformes; Apogonidae.